Drosophila hydei is the source of this 740-nucleotide messenger RNA. Its product is annotated as thioredoxin-2. NCBI's taxonomy places the organism in Eukaryota, Metazoa, Arthropoda, Insecta, Diptera, Drosophilidae. Bases 105 to 584 code for a protein of 159 amino acids. The transcript has a single exon. The record is from RefSeq and is a predicted model, not a curated record.
CUUAGUUAUAUUUGUCAGUCAGAUGAUCUUGAAACUUCUUUAAAAAUCUUAGAUUAUUGUAUUUUUUUUCGGCUGACUAAAUUUCAUAUACAGACGUUCCAGUCAUGGCAUCUGCCGCCGCCAACAAAAACAAACCGAAAAAGGUCAUAACCAUACAAUCAAAAGACGAUUUUGAAAGGAUCGUUGCAGAGGCUGGCAACAAGCAUGUUCUGGUGGAGUUUUUUGCCACUUGGUGUGGCCCGUGCGCCCUGAUCGGACCUCGUCUUGAGGAAUUCGCUAGUGAGUACGAGGACUGUUUAGUUAUAGUCAAAGUCGAUGUGGACGAUCAUGAGGACCUCGCAGAAGAGUAUGAUGUCAGUAGUAUGCCCUCAUUUCUGAUUAUUAAGAAUAAAGUAAAGCUUGAGCAGUUUGUGGGGAGUAGCGGGGAAAAAGUUCAGACAACUCUGCAGAAAUUCUGUGGCAAACGCGAUGAUAUCAAUGAUGCGGGUACCAGCUCGAAGCCAAAUGAAAAGAACAAAAUCGUUUCCAUGAUCAAAGCAGUUGUUCCGGGUAAAGCAAACACUGUUCAAACAGAAAAAAAAUAACCGACUUCUGCAUUGAUCGAUUUCAAGAAAGCAAAAUCGCUGAUUGACAAUCUAUUUAGAUAAUUUGUAGGCCAGUUUAAAUUCAAGGCUCAAAUUUUGCUGUGUUUUUGUAUAUAUAUAUAUCAUCUUAAUGCCGGAAUAAAAAGGUUUUUCCAA